Molecule: messenger RNA, 2325 nt
Organism: Penicilliopsis zonata CBS 506.65
Lineage: Eukaryota; Fungi; Ascomycota; Eurotiomycetes; Eurotiales; Aspergillaceae
Exons: 5
Coding region: 1-2325 (774 amino acids)
Cellular component (GO): membrane
Source: RefSeq, a predicted model, not a curated record
AUGCCUGUCAUCUCUCGCAUCGUCUCGAUCGCCCUCCGCGUCGCGCAGAUUGUCUUUGCGGCUAUCGUCGCAGGCGUGAUCGGCUGGUACCUCGCCCAUUUCACUACUCACGGCAACGUCUGGCCACAGGCGCGGUGGAUUUAUACAGAAGUGGUGGCCGGCUUGUCCAUUCUAUUGGGACUCCUCUGGCUUAUACCCUUUUCCUGGGGCUUCUUCUCCUGGCCAUUUGACCUCGUCAUCUCCUUUGCCUGGUUCGCUGCCUUUGGUAUCCUUGUCAACGCCAUCCACAAGUUCGACUGCGGCGGUGUCUUCCGCUGGACUCUGUUCACGAAUAACUCGUCCUGUGGGCGCUGGAAGACCGCUGAGGCGUUCAGUUUCCUGUCGGCGAUCGUGUGGCUUGCUUCUGCUUUGCUGCAUAGCUAUCCCCUCCAGAGCGCCGACGCGUCUUCCCCUCUCCGCGCCAGCCUCGACUCUGCUCGUUCGGACCCGGUCGGCAGUGACAAUGACAACCGCGAGCCCCUCCUACCAACACACGCCACGCAUCAUACUGGAGAAGAAGGAGGAGGAGGAGGAGGAGGAGGAGGAGGAGAAUACGCAGCAUCAAGAAGAUCUGGUCGAAACUCAAACUGCUUCCUCGCGUGGCUGCGCGGACCAUAUCCCCCGCGCAAACAUCACAUCCAGCCGUGGUUCGCAGCAUGGCAGACUGCGCCCAACCGGCUGGUGAAUCGAUAUCUAACUUCACGGUCGUCGAAGAUUGCGGCGGUAUUUAUUGCUGUCGCUGCCUGGGGGAUCGCUUUUUUUCUGGCCCUGCGCUGGUCUGUGACUGGUCUGCAGGUGGAUGGGUACGGGACCCCUGUACGGCUGUCGUGUUACAGUAACGUGUGGAACAAUGCUACUGAUUGCGGGCUGGAUGGGUACGCCUGUCGCCCGUUCGACGGCGAGGCGUUUGCCUUUCGCUGUCCGGCUGGAUGCUCGGCGGCGAUUCUGCUCGAGCCAUAUACGGUCGGAAACGAGGAGGUCAACUAUCGGCAUCGGGUGAUCGGGGGUGGUCCCUCUUCCCACUACUAUCGAGGCGACUCGGCCAUCUGUCCUGCCGCGCUGCAUGCAGGCCUCGUGUCGGAUGCGAGUGGCGGGUGUGGCAUCCUCCGCCGGACGGGCGAGCAGAGCGCGUUCGAAUCCGUGUCGGAACAUGGAAUCACCAGCAUCGGGUUUGAUUCGAACUUCCCCCUCUCCUUCACUUUCGAGCGGACGGCUGAGGAUGGGGAAGACCUCCGCUGCCAGGACUUGCGGUGGUGGCUGUUCGGCUUCUCGCUGGCGGUGACGACUGUGCUGUCACUGUUCAUCACCUCGCCGGCGGCCUUUUACGCCUCGAUCUUCGUCAUAGUCUUCUUCCAGGUCGCCCUGGUCUCGGAGCCCGUGUAUUCGCCCGACUUUGACGAGGUCGUCUCCCUCGCCCUCGGCCGCUUCCUACCCACCGCCCUCGCCGGGUUUGUCCUCUACCACUUCUGCGUGCGCCACACGCUCGCAGACCUUACGGCCGUCUGGGACCGGACCGUCCUCUGGUUGGGCGGGUGCUGGGUCUCCGCCCUGAACCGCGACACCUUUGACCGCAUCCCCAUCUCGCGUCUGACCCCGCACGACAUCCAGCAGCAGCCGGGCGCCAUCCCGGCCCUGAUCGUCAUCAUCUCCUUCCUGCUUCUCAUCGUGAUCACGCAGGCGCUCGCCUUCCGCGCAGAGGGCCGGCUCCCCACCAUGCUGCGUCUGUAUGGGCUCUUCCUGACCGGCCUGUUCCUCCUCCUUAUGGUCCCAAGCAUGAACCUGCGCAUCCACCAUUACAUCCUGGCCCUGCUUUUCCUCCCGGGCACAACCAUGCAGACUCGCCCCUGUCUGCUCUACCAGGGUAUCCUGGUCGGCAUGUUCGUCAACGGUAUCGCUAGAUGGGGGUACGACAGUAUCCUGCAGACCCCCGGCGCGCUCCUUGAAGGCGGCCAGCUCGGCAGUCUACUACCUGCCGUCUCCGCCCCAACCGUGCUCUCGAACCACUCGCUUUUCUUUGACUUCUCGUCUCUCACCCUCCCAUCCGAUGCAGACGGGCUAAAUGUCCUGGUCAACGACGUCCAGCGCUUCCAGGCCUACAGGGACCCCGCGACGGGCCUUGUUCCGGCCUGGAACUGGACUCGUCGCGUGGAAAGUGAUCCGGAGUACUUCCGCUUCGGGUACGUCAAGGCCUCUUCUUUGGGGGGAGUCUGGUACGAGGAUUUUACCACUCCGGUUGUCUGGGAGGUUGAUGGGUUUUGGAAUACUUCUUCAAGAGUAAAUAUAUAA